This is a messenger RNA of Cadophora gregata, 1362 nucleotides long. RefSeq lists its product as uncharacterized. The transcript has a single exon. The record is from RefSeq and is a predicted model, not a curated record. NCBI's taxonomy places the organism in Eukaryota, Fungi, Ascomycota, Leotiomycetes, Helotiales, Ploettnerulaceae. The coding region runs from base 1 to 1362 and encodes 453 amino acids.
AUGCAGUGCAGCCAUUGCCAUUCUGCAGACUACUGCUCUGGUCGCUGCGAAAACAACGAUCUUCCUUCUCACCAAGUCCUUUGCGGAGAAAUUACGGACUUCAUCUCUUCCCACCCAAAGCCAUCCGCAAAAUGCGUUCUGGCGCUCUACUUCCCAAUUCUUCCACUUCAACAAAAGGGCUGUACACCAGAAUUCAUCUGGUUUGAUGGCAAGAACAAAGUUGCAAACGAUCAAGUUACUGGUGCCAUUUCCUAUGUCGAUUGCCUUGCUGAUGAUGACCACAAGAACCCCAACGGUAAGGGUUUCGAGAUCUUCGCAAACUAUGUCAAGAAGUUCGACUUCGAACACACCGUCAUCCUCUACAUGCGGCACGCCUUCCGAUUCGACGGCUCCCGUGUCAAUCUCAGCUUGGUAGAAACAACCAAAGGACAACUGAGCUCCCCUUGGGGAGGUCCUCUGGUUGUCUAUUGUAGGCGUGGGCUCAGUAUGGACUCCAAUAGGGUGGAUCGAGAAAUCACAUUAUCUGACUUCCGGACAUUUUUGGACUUCUGCAAAGUUUAUGGAGAGGGUUCCGGUAGCAUGCUGAAGGAGAACAUGCUCCUUGAAUUAGAGAUCACCAAUGCCAAACUCUUCUGGUCAGUUCUCAUUCAGAACUCUGGUGGAAUCGCAGCCAAAGGUGUGGAGAUCUCUUGUACAGGCGAUAUGACAAUCCUCGGUCGUCGCAAGUACAUUGGCGUUGAUGUUGCUGUCAACCAUCCCAUCUGGGAUACCUUCAACAUGCCAUCAGAUCCCACUGUGGUCUCAGGUAUGAUUGGGGUUCCUCUCCGCAUUCAAAGAAUCUAUCCCGAUGCUCGUUUCGCCGGAAAGGGGUUCGAUACGAUGGAGAACGAUGACGCAAGAUAUCUCGACAUCGAAACUGUUAAAACAUGGCGACACUGGGGUAUGCCGGACUCGGGUUAUACAGGUCAAAGCGGUACAGGGAAGAUUUUCGGCCGGGUCUUGGUAGUGAGAGAGGAUAUGAAGGAUAUUACACCACAGCAGAUUGAAGCCAUUGCAAGCUUUUUCCGACAAGAGGUCACACCCAAAAUGCGAAAGGCAGGGAAUGAACGUUUGUCAAAGCUGAGUGCGAAAUCGGCUCAAAUCGAAGGCAAAAAAACACUGACUGACUUGGUCUCGAGAGCCAAGUUUGAGGAAUUCUUUGACAAGUUUAAGGCAAAGAAGAUCAAAUCUGGAGACACUUCUUGGGAGCAAGCUACUGUGCCAGAAGCAAUUGAUGGUGGCUUCCACGAUGAUAGCUUGACUCGUGUGGCUCAGCAAGUUGGCGGAUUGUCAGUAAGCGGGCUGGAAACCUUAUGUGGUUGA